Messenger RNA from Aspergillus bombycis, 1539 nucleotides. RefSeq names its product cytochrome P450. NCBI's taxonomy places the organism in Eukaryota, Fungi, Ascomycota, Eurotiomycetes, Eurotiales, Aspergillaceae. Bases 1 to 1539 code for a protein of 512 amino acids. The record is from RefSeq and is a predicted model, not a curated record. The transcript has 4 exons. Gene Ontology annotation, molecular function: oxidoreductase activity, acting on paired donors, with incorporation or reduction of molecular oxygen; monooxygenase activity; heme binding.
AUGGAGUCUCUACCGCCAUCUAUUGAUUCGUUCUUGCCCACAGGAUAUCUGGGUUGGCUUUUGCUGCUCGUAGGGAUUUGGGUAUGUUUCCAUGUCGGCCUUGCCUUCUAUAAUAUCUUCCUCCACCCACUGCGCAAAUAUCCUGGACCAGUCCUCUGUGCUGCUACUCAGCUUCCGCAUUCAUACCAUUUGACCGCCGGCGACAGCUGCAGGUGGAUUGCCAGGCUGCAUGAGAAAUUCGGCGAUGUCGUCCGCAUUGGACCCCGAGAGCUCUCAUACACCACCACCUCCGCCAACCGAGCUAUAUUCAACAAUCGCCCCACAGAAGCAACAGUGUACGAGAAAAACCCGGUAGUCUGGCUGCAGGGCUCCGGAGUCAGCCUCAAUAUAUUCUUUGCCCGCCACAAGGAGCACAUGCGAUACAAGAAGCUGAUCGCGCCGGCGUUCUCGGAGGCAGCAAUCCGGGAACAGGAGCCGACUAUUCAACGCUUUGUCACGCAGCUCAUGGACGGGCUACGCGUGAGGUCCGGUGAGAAUAUGUAUCCCGAUGCCAACGGGGUAGUGGACUUGUAUGCGUGGUUCAACUUCAUCGUCUACGACGUUCUCACCAAGCUCGCGUUCGGUGCCGCAGUGGGCUGUCUUGAUCGCGGCGAUUACCAUCCCUGGGUCCGGGCCGUGUUUGGCGCCAUCAAACACUCGCACUUCGAGCAGGCUGCUCACAGACUCAAGCCGUAUCAUCGCCUCCUGGAGAGGCUCAUCCCGUCCGACGUCAAUGAGUCGUACUCUACCCACCUUCACUUUUCCCAUCAACAGCUGGAGGAGCUACAGAAGAUUGUUGAAGACCCCAGCGCCAAGAUCGGGAGAGCAGAAUUCGCUUCCUUCAUGCUCAAGGGCAUGAGUAAAGAGGAGCUGGAGGAUAACGUCAACAUCAUCGUUGCAGCAGGCGCCGACACCACCGUGACUGCUUUGGCUUCUGUCACCUACUAUAUCAGCCACCAUCCGGACAGCUACAAGGAACUGACCGCAGAAAUCCGCAACACAUUCACGCAGGAAAGUGAUAUUACAGCAAUCGCAGUCGGCCAAUUAACAUACCUUAAAGCCGUGAUCAAGGAAUCUCUACGCUGUCACCCCUCAGUCCCCGUCGGGCUCCAUCGUGUCGUUCCCAAGCAGGGCGGCAUCAUUGAUCAAAAAUGGGUGCCUGGUGGUACAUGGGUAUCAGUCUCUCCGUACGCGGCAUACCGCUCGUCUCGACACUGGCGCGACCCGGAACGGUUUAUCCCAGAGCGCUGGCUGGGCGAAGACGCGGCCUUUACAGACGAUGAUCGGGAUCUGUGUACUCCGUUUUCAAUCGGUCCGCGGAGCUGCAUUGGAAUCAACCUCGCGAAUGUCAACAUGCGGCUGAUCAUUGCCCGAUUGCUGUGGAAUUUUGAUCUGCACGCCCAGCCGGAUAAUGCCGAUCCCAGUGAACACCAAGAGUUCGGUGUUUGGGCGGGUAGGCCAUUGCGUAUUCGACUCACGCCUGUGAAUCAUGCCCCGUGA